GAAAUGAAAUUGAAAAUGAUGCGAGGGGGGCGUGUCUGUGUGCGUGUGUGGGAGGGGAUUUUCUGCUCGCCCCCUCCCUCUGGAGGCGGAGUGGAUGAUCAGGGCUCAGAGCGCACAGAUCUGCGGAGGCGCGCGCACCGACAGCUCUGCGGGGAGAACGAACGCAGUUCACUCUUCUUCUUCUGUGGACGAUGCAGCCGUGAGCGGAACCGGUUGAUUCACGGGGACGGCAGAACACCGCGACUGUUGCUUUUUGUUCAGGGCAACAUGCCACAGACUCCUCCCUUUGUGGGGCAGCUCAACUCUGCUGAUUACAACAAGAACCUGUUCCAGACCAGCGAGGAAAGCUACGCUGGCCUAUGUUACCAUGACAACAAGCUGGUGUCGGGGUCCCUGGAAGCCCUCAUACAGCACCUGGUUCCGACUUUGGACUAUUAUCCUGACAGGACUUUCAUCUUCACCUUCCUGUUGAGUUCCCGUCUCUUCAUUGAUCCACAUGAGCUCAUGUCCAAAGUGUGUCAUCUUUGCAUGGAGCAGCAGCGACUCAGUGAUCCUCAAGCGGACAAGCUGAGACUCAGAAAAAAAACUCCCAAGAUCCUUCAGCUGCUGACAGAGUGGACAGAAACCUUUCCAUACGACUUCCGAGAUGAGAGGAUGAUGCAAAGCCUGAAGGAGCUGCUCCACCGGCUCGUCAGCGGCGACGAGACGUUCAGGAAAGCGGUGAGCCAGAUGAGCCAGGGUCUGAUCAGGAGACUGACGCAGCUCAGCCAAUACGAGGAGACUCUGGCGAAGAUCAACGCCACGGCGGCGGAGCGCCUCACGGCUCUGAAGGCCAAACCGCAGGCGCCGUUACAGAGAGACACGCUGUCCAUCUGCGGUGACCCCUUCACCGUCGCCCAGCAGCUCACUCACAUAGAGAUGGAGAGACUGAGUUACAUCGGACCUGCAGAGCUGGUCCAAGCCUUCGUCCAGAAGGACCCUCUGGACAACGAUGAGAGCUGCUUCAGCGAUCGUAAGAAGGCCUCCAACCUGGGAGCCUACGUGGACUGGUUCAACAGACUCAGCUACCUGGUGGCAACAGAGAUCUGCGUGCCUGUCAAAAAGAAGCAGCGAGCUCGAGUCAUGGAGUUCUUCAUUGAUGUGGCGCGGGAAUGCUUCAACAUCGGCAACUUCAACUCCCUCAUGGCCAUAAUAUCUGGAAUGAACAUGAGCCCCGUGUCUAGACUCAGAAAGACCUGGAGCAAAGUCAAAACAGCCAAGUUCUACAUCCUAGAGCACCAGAUGGACCCUUCAAGCAACUUCUACAACUACAGGACAGCUCUGAGAGGAGCCGUGCAGAGGUCACGGACCGCCCACAGCAGCAGGGAGAAGAUCGUCAUCCCGUUCUUCAGCCUCUUCAUCAAAGACAUCUUCUUCUUCAAUGAGGGGCGUGCCAGCAGGCUGCCGGACGGCUCCGUCAACUUUGAGAAGUUCUGGGAGCUGGCCAAGCAGGUGAGCCAGUUCAUGUCCUGGAAGCAGGUGGAGUGUCCGUUUGAAAAGGACCGCAGGAUCCUGCAGCACCUGCUGACGGCUCCAGUGUUCUCCGAUGACGCGCUGUAUCUGGCGUCAUACGAGAGCGAAGGUCCUGAGAACCACAUGGAAAAGGACAGAUGGAAGUCUCUGAGGUCCACUCUGCUGAGCAGAUGAAGCCCAGAGAAGACACAGAGGUCUGCUCCAUGGCCAGACCCAGAAUCCCCAUUUCACCAGGGAAACCCCCCCCCCCCCCCCCCCCCCCACACACACACACGGCUGGAGGUUUCUACAGAGCUAUUCUUCUCCUGACCACUGCAUCUUUGUGCUGCACGUUUCAGGACAAUCUUUUUCAUCUUUGUAUGACUUUAUAGAGGUUUUGUUAAAAAAGAGAGGCAGGUCUCCUGUUGUAGGCCUCCGGCUCUGAAGUUGACGCCGGUUUGGAACUGGUUUGGAACCGGUUCCUAACCGUUUUUCUGCAGAACUGAGUUAGCUGCUGGUCAGCUAACAGCACGUUUUCAUAGAGAAUCCACACUUCAGCAUGGAGCGCCUCUUUCUUCUGGUUCGUUGUGAGAACCCGUCUUUGCAAAGACCCCCGUCUGUCAGUCUGUUCCUGAAAGGGCUUUUGUGAGGCAGCAGACUGACUGGGGGGGUCUGUUUGCCCCUCCAGCUGCUAGGACCUUCCCUUGUCCCUUGCCUUGUCAGAAUGGCGUGCUGCACUGUCCCUGGUGGCGUCCACAGAGGCGUUCGUGUCGUUUCUGUUGAAACAUUGUGAAUAUGAAAAAUGGUGUCUUUGUUUUGAACAUUGUUUUAUUUAUGAAAACUGUUUAUUUCUAUAGUUUUGUGUCGAUCCGUACCUUUGUCCUAUGAUUUAACCCUUUGUAGGAACACCGUGUGCUCUCACAUUUUUGUGUGACUUUGUUUAGCUCAGAUUGUGACGUUCAGCAUUUUGACGGAUGUCUGCUUUGCCUUGACCCCCCCCCCCCCCCACACACACACACACGCACACACACACACACACUCAGUGGUGUUUAUUGUUAUAUUGUCUUUACUCUGUUUCUAUGCAUUUCCUUUGUGUGUUUGUCAAGAGGAAAAAAUAAACUGUUUAUGAAUAA
Molecule: messenger RNA, 2624 nt
Organism: Oryzias latipes (Japanese medaka)
Lineage: Eukaryota; Metazoa; Chordata; Actinopteri; Beloniformes; Adrianichthyidae
Gene: rasgef1ba
Product: RasGEF domain family, member 1Ba
Biological process (GO): Ras protein signal transduction
Cellular component (GO): plasma membrane
Molecular function (GO): guanyl-nucleotide exchange factor activity
Source: RefSeq, a predicted model, not a curated record